This is a messenger RNA of Symsagittifera roscoffensis, 975 nucleotides long. RefSeq names its product neurocalcin homolog. Gene Ontology annotation, molecular function: calcium ion binding. The record is from RefSeq and is a predicted model, not a curated record. Bases 157 to 714 code for a protein of 185 amino acids. The transcript is spliced from 3 exons. NCBI's taxonomy places the organism in Eukaryota, Metazoa, Xenacoelomorpha, Acoela, Convolutidae.
AGUGCCAUUGAAACCUCAUUCUUAAGCAUUAAAAACGUAUCAAAUUGAAUCAAACACGUUGCAAGAGCGAUCAAAAUUACAUGAUAAAAAUUCUUAUCAUAAAAUUUUAAACGAGCCAAUUUUACUGCAUAGCUUUUAUCUUCAACGUUAAAUUAUAUGGGUAAAUCAAACAGCAAGUUGAAACGAAAAGAACUCAGAUCAAUCAGUCAAAAGACAAGUUUCACGACGAAAGAGAUUAAUGCGUGGUACAAGGUGUUUUCAAAAGAAUUUCCAACUGGAAAAAUUAGCCCGAAAGAAUUCAGCGUGAAGUACAAUCAAGGAAAAAGAAAUAAGGACAAGUUUGCAAUGUAUUUGUUCAGAGCAGUCGACUUGAAUGGAGACGGUGUCUUAGACUUCCGUGAAUUCAUAGCUGCUCUGAGCGUAACAUCGAGAGGUUCUUUUGAGGAGAAAGUAAAGUUCAUGUUUGACAUCUACGACAUAGACGGAGACGGAUUCAUCACAAGAGACGAAAUGCUCGCAAUUAUGCGGGCAGUUGAUUUAAUGGGUGACGACGUCGAUUACGCGGAAGACGAAUCCACUCCUGAAUUGCGAGUAGACAAGAUAUUUCAGCAAAUUGACUUCAACGGAGAUGGCAAACUAGAACCCCAAGAAAUGGUUGAAGGAAUUAAAAUGUACCCUUCCAUCGCCAAAUUACUGGCAGCUUAUGAGUGUUGAAUUUUGCGAGUUUAAACUCGAGCGUUUAAAAAUUUGUAAAUUUUUGUCUAGAUUUGUUUAGCUUUAGAACUCGAGUAGGCUGUAUGAACAAAAGCUUUUUGCAACAAUUUGCAAUAUUACUGAUGUUUUUGUUUCGAUCUUUGGCGGAAGAAAGUGAAGAAUUUAUAUGUGAUAAGGUAAUAUUUCAAAAUCAGCCUAAGUUAUUGCGACUUGGACUAAUCAAUCAACAGCCUGUCAAGUCAUGAUAUGCCAAAACUGAGU